AUGUUUGAGCCAGAGAUUCUUCUAUUUCUGCAGUUUCUUCUGGUGGAUGCAACUUCUUGGGUGAGAUGUUCCAAUUGGCACCGGCUGUCAACUGGCAGUGAAUCAGGAGGGCGGGGCGAUGCUGACUCUUGCAAAUGUGUCGAGAUUGCACAAGGGAGGUUCGCGGGGGGAGUCGUUGAAGCUUGUGCGUCGGAAGCUCUCCAGCAUGCAGUGUCGGCGGAAACGGCUUGGAUCGUGUUCCACGUCGGCACGGACGAUGAAGCAUUGGGGCAAGGCCGCUGCAUCGUCGAACGUUGUUUUGGGCAGUGUGUUGGCGCUUCGCGUCAGAGGUAUGCAUCUUCGCUUGGGCACGAGGAGGAUCGCGAGGUGCGCAGCUUUGUACCACAGGAGAUGUGUCCGGAAGGAAGCUCCGUGAUCCUUCCGGAGUUGGGUGCUCUUGGGGGGGCGGAUGGAGUGCUCCGGCCCGAAGCAGCGGAGCUGGAGUUCCUCCGGCUUUUCGGCCCGCUGAAGCUUCAGAACCAGACGCUUCAGUCACUUCGCAUGGAGUGUAUCGAAACUGCACACCGAGCAGUUGCCAAAGUCUGCCUGCAAGAUGGCUGCGACGAGUGGAGCAAGUAUUCGCUGCCCCGUUGCAUGGUCUCUCUCGGGCUUCCCUAUGACUUCGGAGAUUCGUCUUUCUUGUACUCGCCCUCUUGCGAACGAAGUGGCCAGUACUACUGUCCUCCUGGCCUCCCCCUGGCUUUGAAGCUGACACUGAAGGCUGCCUGCCGAUCUUCCACCGUCUGGGCUGCCAUGCUGGAAGGCCUCAUCCCUGGGAUCGUUGCUGUGCGCCGCACUUUGGCGGUAGCUCUGAGCUCGGACCAGGAAGGAUCGAACGUGGCACGCUAUGCGCACGACUGGAUCACGCAGGAGGAGAUGCGUUUGGGAUGCUCACCUGAGCUCAUGAUGUUCGGUCUCUCCAGGAGUAUGCACAUGCUGGACACUAGCCGGAUUGGCCUCCCCAUGGCGCUCUGCCCGACCUGCUGUCGAACGGCGGCUGGCCGAUUGCGCGUGGUGUUUUUGAGGGAUCCAUUGGCGAGGAUGUCAAGCUUCUUUGAAGGUUACUUAACUCGAGUGAAGCACCAUCUUCUGCCUCAAAACGAUCCGCACUUGUUUGAGACCUGGGUUCGUUUGAUCCUGAGUCCAAACGCUUCGGCAUCUCCACUCUUCGAAGCAACUGAUUUGGAUCAUGUCCGGCCAUCGUUGGACAGGUCGCCGACAGAUGACCCUGAGCAGGUGAUCUUCUGCAUCGAGGAUGUGGAGAAGUCCCUGCGUCGUGUGGAAAGCGCUUUGUGUACCAGAUUCGGCCACUGCACCCCCUUGCCGAGCUUUCCUGCUGUGAAGCGGCAUACGAAGCGUGAGCCAAAGAUAGGAGUUGAGGUGGCCAGUCUCGUUCGCGAACAUUAUCGCUUCGACUACGAAGCUUUGACUUAUUGCUGA
Molecule: messenger RNA, 1479 nt
Organism: Symbiodinium sp. CCMP2592
Lineage: Eukaryota; Dinophyceae; Suessiales; Symbiodiniaceae
Source: the annotation of a GenBank genome assembly